CUAUAUAAUUUACCCAACUCUCAACAUUAUCGCCCCUCUCCUCCCCUCCCCCCCUUCGGCUUCUCCAUCUCUCACUCUGGUACAGCCGCUCCUCCCGCCUCCCACCUCCCGCCGAUCUUCCCUCUCCUUUUCAAGCUGCUAACGUCGCUGCUGCUUUCGGUGGUCCUGGUUGCUUCUUCGCUCUUCUCGCCGCUUUUUCUUCUCCUCGUCGCUGCUUCGCUGGUCCAGUCCUUCUACCGUCCGGUGCUGCUACUCGCCGCUGGUCCUCGUCCUCAAUCACGCCGCCGCUGCGUCUCGCCGCGUCCUACGUCAUUGCAGCAUAUAUUAGAUCAUUUUAAAGUAGAAGGUAUGGGACAUAACGAGUCUGGUGGAUCCGAGAAGAAAUCAAGUGAAUCUGCUAAUGAUUUACAAACUUUCAAUGCUGAAAAUUUGCAGAGUAACAUGAAAGUUAUAUAUUACAGCCGGACAUUUUUGUCUAUCAUUGGUGGGGUGAUUGCUGGAAUUUUGGGAUUCACGGGUUUGACUGGAUUUAUCUUUUAUUUCCUUAUCAUGGCCAUCACUUCACUGGGACUCGUAGGCAAAGCAAAGUUUUCUGUUCAUUCAUACUUUGACUCUUGGAACCGGAUUAUACUUGAUGGCUUUUUUGGGGGGCUUAUGUCGUUCGUGCUAUUCUGGACAUUUGCAUAUGAUUUCGUGCAUAUAUUCUGACGAGGGAUCUGUUACAUCUUGAUGGAAAGUGCUGCUGCUGCUGCUUGUGACUCCAGUUUAUACCAACACUGGAGCUUGAACGAAUGUUUAAUGCUUCUAUCAAUUACAAAAUUCAUCCUUAUCUUCAUUUAUCUUUUUGAAGUUUGGUUCUGUGGACUUGUUACUCACAGGCUUGACUGUAGAAUUUUGCAAGGAAGCUGCUUUGUUUGUUUCUGAUGUUUUUCUAUGUUGUACGUUGAUGAUUGUUCAAUGAAUGUAUGUUUGAAGAUUUCAGUUUUAA
Manihot esculenta (cassava) is the source of this 988-nucleotide messenger RNA. Its product is annotated as ER membrane protein complex subunit 6. The transcript is spliced from 5 exons. Bases 349 to 708 code for a protein of 119 amino acids. Lineage: Eukaryota; Viridiplantae; Streptophyta; Magnoliopsida; Malpighiales; Euphorbiaceae. The record is from RefSeq and is a predicted model, not a curated record. Gene Ontology annotation, biological process: autophagosome assembly; protein folding in endoplasmic reticulum. Gene Ontology annotation, cellular component: endoplasmic reticulum; EMC complex; membrane.